ACUGGACCGGCGUGGUCUCGCGCUGCCCGGGUGGCCGUGGCUGCUUGUGCGCCUGCGCGCCUCCCGAUGGCGCCUGAAAUUGCAAGGAAGCGGCCGAGGGAGGGGAUUUCGCAAGGCCACGGAAAAUGCUCAGUAACAAGCAGCAGCCAACGUUUCCCCCUUACCAGACUGUGUGAAACGGCCUCACGUUAAGGGAUUCACGCAUCCGAGGUCCUUGCAAUGGCCAAAAAUGGCGUUCCGGGCCAUAAAAGGCCUCAAAGAAGCUUAUCCCGAGGUGACAAAAUCAGGAAAACAGCCAGCAAGAAGUCCGGGCAGGAAGUGGGAGAUGCGUCACCUUCUGUCUCUAUCGUUUCGUUUUUUAAUAAGGCUCCCCCUUCCACGGUGCCCUGUCCCCUGUGCGGGCAGGCGGUGUCCCGAUACCAGAUCAACCAGCAUAUGGAUGAAGUAUGUCAGCGGAACUGUGGUGCUGAUGGUGACGUGAUUCUGGUAGAGACCGCAUCAGCUGCGGGUACUUCCGAAGGCAAGCGGCCCAGCUGUUCCAGCCCCGACUCUGCAAAGAGCCCCUCGACCCCGAAGAAGAACCCGACACCCCCGGAAAGCUGCAGUCUUAAAAGGAAACUGGGGGAUGGGGAAGGGACAAGCCCUUAUUUUGAAAGGGACGCUAGCCUGAGAGGGAGCGAUGGUGUCCCUGCAGUCCGAGCAGUGAAAAACAUCUCUCUGGGGAGUUUGGCGUCAAAGCUGUCCAGGAGGCGGUGUGCCCAGGGGGGCAGCGUGGGGCGCAAACAUGUCAAGAGCUGUCUGACUCCAGGCAGUGCCGGAGAAUGUCACCUAGGCGAUGCCACACUGGAGAGCGGUUCCCAGAAAGAAAACUGCUUUCCUUUUUCAAGCUCUGAAGAACAGCGUAGCCCCAAAGACAGGUUAACAAGCUUGACGGGAACUGCGGACGUAGCGCGAGGCUGUGAUGCGGAGACAGCCCAGGUUAGCUUGGACGAUUCUGCCUGCGUUUUAAUUCCUUGGGACGAUCUCGAUUGCAGUGACCUUGCCCUGCCACCAGGAGGGGGCAGAGAGCAGCCCGAGAGUCCCACAGACCCAUUCCCCAGUCCCGGUCAACACGGCACGCAUACAGCCGCUCACAGUGAAGCAGGGCCAUCCGGCAAGAGCGUCCUGCCGACUCCUGCAAAACCGACGCCCUUUAGGCGGACCCGGAAAUCCUCCUUUCGUAGAGGGGACUCAAAACAGCUUCCUGUGGAAGAACACCCAGAUUUAAGGAAUGAAACAGCUGAUGGCCACACGAGGCCUUCUGAAAGACUGACUUCUGAGAAUACGAGUGGCGCCGUUCCUGGGACGCUCCCCGAUCCGUCUGCCUCCGCGGCAGACUCAGGAGGGCACCCGUAUUACCUCCAGAACUUUCUGAGGGUCGUGCGAGCCGUGCUGGAGGAGUCGGACGACGUGAGGCUGUUUGAUGAGUGUGAAUUGCUGCUGGCUGAUCAGUUCUACGCGCUGUCAGCUGGUGGACAGAAGUUGUACGUCAGGCUUUUCCAGCGCAAACUGAGCUGGAUAAAAACCAGCAAGCUAAAAUAUGCCGAGAUUGGUGAUGAUUUGUCUCCGUACAUCGAAGAGCUCAUUAGAACCGGAUUCCUAGAGCCAGACUCGGAGUUGCAGGACCUGGCCGAAGUCCUCGACCUGCUCUCCGCCCCCGAGUUGAAAACCUUGGCCCAGACUUUCCACCUGGCAAACCCCAACGCUCCAAAGCAGCAGCUUCUGGAAGACUUCCGCAAGCUGGCCAAGCAACGCUCCAUCUUCAGCAGCAAGGAGUCGGGCCUCGGCAGCGUGAUUCUGAAGAGGGCAAAGGAGCUGGCCAGGAAGUCCAUCCGGCUCUGUAGAGGCCCGCGGGACGUCUUCUCCCGGGUGCUGCUGCUCUUCACCCUGACCGACCCGAUGGAGGAGGAGGAGGCUGGGAGCGGCGGCCAGAAAGCCCUCUCCACCCUGCUGCUGGUCAACCUGGGCCGCACGGCUUUCCCCGCUUACGUGGUCAAGAUGGAACGUCUGAUAUUUCAGGAUCGGGAGGACUUCCUCAGAUACGCCACUGCUGUGCACACCUCCAGCGACGUCUCCGCGGCUGUGGCGAAUCGAGACUGGGAAGAAGCGUACCGGCUGUACGAGGCGGCGAAAGAAACCUGGCGGGAAUUGGGGACGUAUCCUUCUUUGAGGCAUCACGCAGCCCUCCCAGAAUACCUGCGGUGCUUCACAUUUGGGUGGGUGUAUACCCGGAUCCUGUCACGGGGGGUCGAGAUCUUACAGAGGCUUCACCUCUAUCAGGGGGCGGUGGAGCAGCUGGAGGACCUCCUGGCUCAAGACGUUUACUGUAUCGACAGCAGAGGCCGUUGGUGGGACCGCCUGGCCCUUAAUCUGCACCAGCACUUGAAAGAGACCGAGAAGGCCAUCGGCUGCAUCCGGAGAGGCCUCCUGGAUCCGUUUGUGCGCACAGGCCACCGCCUGGCCCUCUCCCAGCGGGCCCAGCGGAUGAGAGAGUCCCCGGCUUGUAAGAAACAGAACCGUCUCCUUCAAGACCUGCCGGUGAUUUCAGUGGACGACGUCACACAUGUUACCAUCAAAGGCAAACUCUGCCCGCAAACUGGGACGGGGAAGUCGGUGUUCAUCACGGAAGACCUGGGCCCGGAAGACGGGAGAGAAGACCGGGAGCUGUCCGUGGUCGUGUGCUCCGUAGAGGAACUGGCCUUGGGUCACUACAGGCAGAAGGGCUUUGACCAAGGCAUUCACGGCGAAGGGUCGACGUUCAGCACGCUCUACGGCCUCCUGAUGUGGGACGUCCUCUUCAUGGAUGGAAUCCCCGAUGUCUUCCGGAAUCCUUAUCAGUCCCACCCCCUGGAUCUGUACACCGACAGCUUUUAUGAGAACCGGAAAGAGGCUAUUGAGGCCCGGCUUCGGGAAAUGCAGGCUGUUUCACCGGAAACCCUGACGGAGUGGAUUGGCCAGGUCUGGAACACCCAGAAGGGCAAAGCGACAGCGCUGGUCAGCUGGGAGCUGUUCUCUUCCCUUGAGCAGGUGCAGAAUCUGGCACGCUGCUUCGGAGGCCCGUUUCUGAGCGGCGUCUGUCGGCGUCUGUCGAGAGACCUGCGCCACUGCCGGGCCGGCCUGCCUGACCUGGUGGUGUGGAGAACAGAGGAUCGCCGUUUCAAGCUGGUGGAGGUGAAAGGCCCCAGGGAUCGUCUCUCCCCCAAGCAGAUGCUCUGGCUGGCUGAACUGCAGCGCCUGGGAGCGGCCGUGGAAGUGUGCCACGUGGGUGCCACGGGAUCGAAGAGCGAACGCCUGAGCUGAAGAACUUUUCCGCCAUGCUGGAAAAUAAAUUCUCUUGCCAUGCAUUCCCA
Molecule: messenger RNA, 3389 nt
Organism: Heteronotia binoei (common prickly gecko)
Lineage: Eukaryota; Metazoa; Chordata; Lepidosauria; Squamata; Gekkonidae
Gene: FAN1
Product: FANCD2 and FANCI associated nuclease 1
Exons: 14
Coding region: 220-3339 (1039 amino acids)
Biological process (GO): interstrand cross-link repair
Cellular component (GO): nucleus
Molecular function (GO): 5'-3' exonuclease activity; 5'-flap endonuclease activity; flap-structured DNA binding
Source: RefSeq, a predicted model, not a curated record